GGCAUUGUUGGGAUGCCGGCGGUGUCUGUCCCGGCACGUCAGCCAAUAUAUUUGGAGAGAUACAGCUCAGAGGCGUCCCGUUCCUUCCAACUCAUCAUACCACAUACCAAUUCCGUGUCUUGUGUUUUCUCACCGUGCGUUAGACAAGUUCUAUCGCCCUCACUUCUUCGCACCUAGUCACCACAUGCAAGUGAUUUCUCCUGCAUCCUGAGAAGACCUCACUUCUCCCGCCCAGCCUCUACCACCACACACACAUCUUCACCAUGGGUGCCACCACGGAACCCGUCGAGGAGAAGCAGGGAGAGCACAAGCAGUCAAAGUCCAACUAUGGCGACCGCAUCAUAUUAACCACAUAUCCCGGCCAGUCCGUGGUCGACCCGGUGCCGCUGACCUGGGGCGCCGCGACAGCCGAGGAGCGUGGGCCGAUCCUCGUGGCACGCAGCUCCGAGACGCUGAAGCGGCGCAACGCCAUCGGCGCCCACGGCGGCUCGUACAGCGUCUACAACGCUCUCGCCAUCGCGGCCGGCGACCUGCCCACCGACUUCCGCCCCAGCUUCGUCAACACGCAGCCCACCUUCAACUUCCCGCCGCAGCCCGCCUGGGGCGACGCCACCAAGAUUGUCGCCAUGGACCCCUUUGGCAACGACCCCGUCCGCUACUUCAAGAAGCACCUCGACGCCGGCCUCGACGUCCGCCCCACGAUAGCAAUCACCCGCGCCACCAUGAAGCUCGCCGAGAUCAGCGAGGCCGUCAAGCUCGGCCGCCUCCCCGUCGACGGCACCAUCGUCACCAGCGCUGGCGGUGACGUCCGCGUCACCAAGGCCGCCGUCGAGCCCGUCUGGUACCUGCCCGGCGUCGCCGAGCGCUUCGGCAUCGACGAGGGCACCCUCCGGCGGAACCUGUUUGAGCAGUGCGGUGGCAGCUACCCGGAGCUCAUCACCCGGCCCGACAUCAAGGUCUUCCUCCCGCCCAUCGGCGGCCUGACCGUGUACAUCUUUGGCCCGCCCGAGCGCGUCUCGGACGAGAAGGUCAAGCUCGCCCUGCGCAUCCACGACGAGUGCAACGGCUCCGACGUCUUCCAGUCCGACAUCUGCACGUGCCGCCCGUACCUCGCCUUCGGUAUCGAGGAGGCCAUCAAGGAGGCCCAGAACGGCGGCUCCGGCGUCGUCAUCUACUUCCGGAAGGAGGGCCGCGCCCUCGGCGAGGUCGUCAAGUACCUCGUGUACAAUGCCCGGAAGCGCGGUGGCGACACGGCCGACAAGUACUUUGAGAGGACAGAGAACAUUGCUGGUGUCAGAGAUAUGCGCUUCCAAGCCCUGAUGCCCGACAUCCUGCACUGGCUCGGCAUAAAGAAGAUCGACCGCAUGCUGUCCAUGUCCAACAUGAAGCACGAUGCCAUUGUCGCCCAGGGCAUCCCCAUCCUCGAGCGCAUCCCCAUCCCAGAAGAGAUGAUUCCCGAAGACUCGCGCGUAGAAAUCGACGCCAAGAUCAACGCGGGCUACUUCACCACCGGCAAGAAGUACACGGACGAGGAGCUCAAGCAGGUCGAGGGCCGCGGGUGGAAGAACUGGGAGGAUGUGACCCAUUGAGCCUUGAUUCUGGGAAGAUAGAAAAGCCGCAUGCAGUAAUUGAGAUACCAUUUCCAAGU
Microdochium trichocladiopsis is the source of this 1648-nucleotide messenger RNA. RefSeq names its product GTP cyclohydrolase II. Gene Ontology annotation, molecular function: GTP cyclohydrolase II activity. The transcript has 4 exons. Lineage: Eukaryota; Fungi; Ascomycota; Sordariomycetes; Xylariales; Microdochiaceae. Gene Ontology annotation, biological process: riboflavin biosynthetic process. The coding region runs from base 264 to 1589 and encodes 441 amino acids. The record is from RefSeq and is a predicted model, not a curated record.